Molecule: messenger RNA, 851 nt
Organism: Vitis riparia (riverbank grape)
Lineage: Eukaryota; Viridiplantae; Streptophyta; Magnoliopsida; Vitales; Vitaceae
Product: non-specific lipid transfer protein GPI-anchored 1
Exons: 2
Coding region: 94-699 (201 amino acids)
Source: RefSeq, a predicted model, not a curated record
UUAAACCUCACACCAGACGCACAAUAGCUCACACCACCAUCUUACCAUAAAUACAGAAUAAGACUUCAGUGCAAUCCAAAGGAGACUCAGACAAUGGAGGCGAUGAAGAAGAAGAUGAGAUUACCUGAGCGCUGGUUUCUGGUAUUCAUGAUCUCUCUCUCCGCUUUGAUUUCUGGAUCCGCCGGUGCGGCGUCGUUAGAAGACCAAUGCAACAAAGAGUUCACCAAGGUGUCGGCGUGCCUGGCGUUCGCGACGGGGAAAGCGGCGACUCCAACGAAGGACUGUUGCAGUGCUGUGUCGGAGAUAAGAGAGAGCAAGCCGGUGUGCUUGUGUUAUUUCAUACAACAGACGCACAAUGGGAGUGCGGCGGUGAAGAGUGUGGGGAUUCAGGAGGCGAAGCUGCUGCAACUGCCUUCUGAUUGCAAGCUGGCUAAUGCGAGUCUCAGUGACUGUCCGAAGCUUCUGAACAUUACUGCAAGCUCGCCAGACUACAGCAUCUUCACAAGCAAUUCUACAUCAACUGCUCCGGCCAGUACUUCGACGGGGACAUCAUCGGGGGCGAAAGAUGAUGGAAGUAAUGCAGAUAAGUAUGCGCCAAGCCUUGCUGGUACAAUGGCAAUUGCUGUGGCCAUCUUUUUUUCUAUGCUCUCCCAGCAGGGCCUGCCUCCACAGGCUGGUGAAGGUUUCUUCUUCGGCUAAAGCUAGUAGCCAGGCUUAAUUAGUGAGGUUUCGUUUUUUAGUUUCUUCCCUGGAUGUUUUCUCAACCUUCAUGACUUCCAAUUAUUAAACUAUCUUUGCAGUGUAAGCGAUUUAUUCUAUGCUCCUAUUUAAGAUCUCAUGCUCUUUUUUUU